UCUCUUCCUUUCUCUCUCCUCACUCUGUCAUUGUAACCAGAUUUUAAAAUCCAUAAUCUACAGAGAGAAAAUAAUAAUAAUAACAUUAUUAUUAUUUUAUAUAUAACUGAUUUAUCUCUCUCUCAGCUCUAAAGCCAUUCUUCUUCACUCUAUCUUUUCUAUUAUCUGAGAAUCUGCUGAGCAGUUGUGUAUUUCAACUGAUUUUCAAACCCUAUCGUUUUGGAUCCACUUCAAGGUUUAGAUGUGAAGAGAACUACUCUGCGUGGAAAGAGUUACUUUUCUUCUUCUUCUUUUUUUUUUUUUUUGUAUUUGAAGUGGUGAGAGGAAGUGUUUGGAUCAGAGAUGGCGGAGAUUGCCGGCGAAGCGGCAGAGGUAACAGGCAAUGCGAGAAGUGAGUCGCCGGUGAGGAUGACUUCGACCACGUCGGGAGCACCUCCGCCUUUGGCGGUGUCGGCGCCGUUUAAGGAGAGUGGAGGGAAAGGUUCGUCGAGGAGGAGAACUGUCAGACCUAGCUUCGAUGCGGAUAACGACUUCAUUACGUUGCUUCACGGUUCGGAUCCGGUGAAAGUUGAGCUUAAUCGGUUGGAGAAUGAAGUUAGAGAUAAAGAUAGAGAAUUGGGAGAAGCACAAGCCGAAAUUAAGGCAUUAAGGAUGUCUGAAAGGCUAAGAGAAAAGGCUGUCGAAGAGCUCACUGAUGAUCUCUCAAAAAUGGCGGAGAAGCUUAAACUGACAGAAUCUCUUCUGGAAAGCAAGAACCUAGAAAUCAAGAAAAUAAAUGAUGAGAAGAAGGCAUCCAUGGCUGCUCAGUUUGCAGCUGAGGCCACUCUGCGGAGGGUUCAUGCUGCUCAAAAGGACGAUGAUAUGCCUCCAAUUGAAGCAAUUCUUGCACCCUUGGAGGCUGAGCUGAAGCUUGCUCGGCAAGAGAUUGCAAAGCUUCAAGAUGAUAACAAAGCUCUCGAUCGUCUAACUAAAUCAAAAGAAGCAGCUUUAAUUGAUGCUGAAAGAACCGUAGAGUUUGCAUUGGCGAAAGCUUCCAUGGUAGAUGAUCUCCAAAAUAAAAACCAGGAAUUGAUGAAGCAGAUAGAAAUUUGCCAGGAAGAAAACAAAAUUUUGGACAAAAUGCAUCGCCAAAAGGUUGCAGAGGUUGAAAAGCUUAUGCAAACAGUUAGGGAGCUGGAAGAGGCUGUUCUUGCUGGUGGUGCUGCUGCAAAUGCAGUGAGGGACUACCAGAGGAAAGUUCAGGAGAUGAAUGAGGAAAGAAAAACACUUGAUCGAGAGCUGGCACGUGCAAAAGUAAGUGCUAAUAGAGUGGCCACAGUUGUAGCAAAUGAGUGGAAAGAUGCUAAUGACAAAGUGAUGCCUGUAAAACAAUGGCUUGAAGAGCGGAGAUGCUUGCAGGGAGAAAUGCAGCAACUUCGUGACAAGCUUGCUGUAACUGAGCGAACUGCAAAAUCUGAAGCACAGUUGAAAGAGAAAUAUCUAUUGCGGCUCAGAGUUCUAGAAGACAGCUUGAGAGGAUCUUCUAACAGUGUUAGUCGCAGUACAUCAGAUGGAAGAAGUGUCAGCAAUGGGCGUUCUAGGCGUCAGUCUCUUGGUGGAGCUGAUAACUUCUCGAAACUUACCCCCAAUGGGGUUUUAUCCAAGAGAUCACCAAGCUUUCAAUUGAGAUCAUCUUUCUUAUCUAGUACAGUAUUGAAGCAUGCUAAAGGAACAUCCAAGUCAUUUGAUGGAGGCACAAGAUCGUUAGAUGUGACAAAAGUGCUUUUAAAUGGAACAGACUCAAAUAUUUCACUCAACCAGCCUUCUGAGGGAAAGGCUCAGGCACCAAGUGAUGAAAAACCAAAUAAUUUCCUGGCAGUGGAUGCAGAGGAUAAUGUACCAGGAGUAUUGUAUGAUUUGUUGCAAAAAGAGGUCAUAGCUUUGAGGAAAGCUGGUCAUGAGAAAGAUCUAAGCCUUAAGGAUAAGGAUGAGGCAAUUGAGAUGCUUGCCAAGAAGGUGGAAACAUUGACAAAGGCAAUGGAAGUUGAGGCUAAAAAGAUGCGACGUGAAGUAGCCGCUAUGGAGAAAGAGGUUGCUGCCAUGCGUGUCGAGAAAGAACAUGAGAAUCGGGCCAAGCGGUUUGGUAACUCCAAGGGGUCUGCUGCUCAGCUGCUUACCGGAAGGGUACAGUCACAGGAGGGGAGUUAGAAAUCUUUAGGCCUCUGGAAACGUAUCUCGAAGUGGGUUAACACGCAGCACUCAAUGACAGCAAAAUUCUAAUUGGAGCUGCCGCAAGUACUUGCAUAGGUCUCUUCCGUCUGUUGUUCUAUCUAUUAUAUAUUACCUCUCUGGUGAUUGAUUAUAAAGAUGAUAAGUUUUUGUGUUGAUGAACUCAUGUUCACUGAAAUUAGCGAAGAGAAGAGAAGAAAUUUGGUAAAGAGUAAAAUUCGAAGGAAGAAAUCGGUUGUCGUGGUGCUUCAGACAGAGAAUACUUAUUCCUCUGCCUAGAGAUGAGCCAAAAAAAGAAAAAAAAAAAAGAAAAAAAAAAGAAGGGAAGUAUUGACUAUGAGCUAACCUUUGGCAGGGUUUUCCUUGGGAGUGGCAAGUGGCUAUGGAUAUGUAUGUAUAGGCAACUUUAAUGGCUUUUUCCCACCCACUUUUCUGGGGAGUUCAUAUUUGUAAUAUCAAUAUGCAGAUAAGUUGUUGAUUUGUGAUUUGAAGUUUGUUAAUAUCAUAGUUUAAAGAUAA
Messenger RNA from Gossypium arboreum, 2727 nucleotides. RefSeq names its product microtubule-associated protein 70-4-like. Gene Ontology annotation, biological process: cytoskeleton organization. Bases 343 to 2187 code for a protein of 614 amino acids. The transcript has 12 exons. NCBI's taxonomy places the organism in Eukaryota, Viridiplantae, Streptophyta, Magnoliopsida, Malvales, Malvaceae. Gene Ontology annotation, molecular function: microtubule binding. The record is from RefSeq and is a predicted model, not a curated record.